Messenger RNA from Macrosiphum euphorbiae (potato aphid), 597 nucleotides. Lineage: Eukaryota; Metazoa; Arthropoda; Insecta; Hemiptera; Aphididae. The record is from the annotation of a GenBank genome assembly.
AUGCUUUCCACUGCGUUCGAAUCGGCCGGACAUAAAUCUCUUCACUCCCCAAAUAAUAAUAUUGAUAACAAGAUUGCGUUAUCUAAUGAAAAUAUAAAAUAUGUGGAUCAGUACAAUGACUUAAAAACACUUAUAUUAGACCAUCAAAACAUUCUGAAAAAAUAUGAUGAAUUUUUAUCAAUAUUUCACCCAACGAUGUUACUGCAAGUAUUUGUUGUGUCGUGUUCGAUUAUUGUUUUUUGGUUCAUUCUUCUAACGAGUUUUAUGGAAGACGAUUUUACUCAAUAUAUGGCAUUUAGAUCCAUAGAAUCUAUUUUUGGAAUUCCUUUUUGUACUUCUCAAAUGUAUAUGUCAUGUUUUGUAUUUACUACAUUAAACAUUAAAAAAGAUGCUAUAUCAUUCGCGUUGUAUAGCUCAAAUUGGACAGAAAUGAAAAUGAAAUAUAAAAAAUUGAUUUUGUUAACAAUGAGAAUGAAUGAUGCACACCAAAAAAAAUUUCAUUAUACAAUGACGAGAACUAUUAACAUUGAAAUAUUUUAUCAAACUAUGCGUGUUUGUUACACAAUUGUAAAUGUGAUGUUAAAUUGCAAAAAAUAA